This is a messenger RNA of Symbiodinium necroappetens, 486 nucleotides long. Lineage: Eukaryota; Dinophyceae; Suessiales; Symbiodiniaceae. The record is from the annotation of a GenBank genome assembly.
AUGCUCAAGCGCAUGGAGAUGAUCAUGACGAGCGAGGACACCAUCAAGCAGGCCAAGGACAUGCUGAUUCUCGACGAUCAGUGCAAUGUUCCACACCUGGAAUGGAACCGGAACACACGUUCCCUGCAGGUCAAGAGGGACCGGGAUCCCAAGACUCUCACCCAAGUCCUCGAACUCCUCAAAGCCAUGCAGACCCUCGUCAUCCAGCCCAUGGCGGUCAUACGUUUCCAGGAAAUGAAGUCGGAAGUGGUGCCGCUGAUCGGCUCCCGUACAGCGGAGUGCCAUCAGCUGUGGAAUGCCCUGCAGCGCUUGAGCCACAGCGCUGCCUGUCAGGUGACAGUGGUCUCCCUGCGGAGCGAUCGUAUGGGGCGAUCGGCCUUGGGAGUGGCAGUGCAGAAGAUCAUCGACGAGAUGUACGGCGCUUACGCAUUGCCAAUCCUGGCAAUUACUGUUACAGCAAUGUUGCUGUCAUUGCUCUCGGGAUGA